This is a messenger RNA of Chionomys nivalis (European snow vole), 1195 nucleotides long. RefSeq names its product arrestin 3 (gene Arr3). The record is from RefSeq and is a predicted model, not a curated record. NCBI's taxonomy places the organism in Eukaryota, Metazoa, Chordata, Mammalia, Rodentia, Cricetidae. Gene Ontology annotation, molecular function: G protein-coupled receptor binding. Gene Ontology annotation, biological process: visual perception; signal transduction; G protein-coupled receptor internalization.
AUGUCCACAGUGUUUAGGGAGACUAGCUCCAGUGGGAAGCUUUCCCUGUCGGGGAAAUGAGGCUUCGUGGAUGAUUUGGACAUGAUGGAGCCCAUUGAUAGAGCAAUCCUUGUCGACCCCGAGUACUUAAAAGUUUGAAAGAUGUUUGUCCUGUUGACAUGCGCUUUUCGCUAUGGCCGUGAUGACUUGGGUGUGAUUGGUCUGAUGCGCGAAGAUCUCUAUGUACAGGCCAAGCAAGUGGCUCCAGCUGAACCCAGCAGCAUCCAGGGCCCCCUCACAGCCUUACAGCUUCUGCACAAACUUGGGGCCAAUGCCUACCCUUUCACAGUCCAGGUGGUUGCUACCCUGCCCUAUUCGGUGACACUGCACCUAGGCCUGAAAAUUCAGGAAAGGCAAGGGAAGAGCUGUGUGGGGCGGACUUUGAAGAGUUUCUGUGCAGAAAAUCUGAAUGAGAAAAUCCCUAAGAGUCAUUCUGUGCAGCUGGUUACACGGAAAGUGCAGUUUUCACCAGAACCAGACCCUGGUCCCUGUGCACAGACUAUUCGCAGCUUCUUCUCAUCAGCUCAACCCCAACAACUCCAGGCCUGGAUGGACAGCGAGGUUCACUACCAUGGAGAAGCUAUUUUUGUCUAUGUUUCUAUCAACAACUGUACCAACAAGGUCAUCUAAAGAGUCAAGAUUUCAGGGUCACGGACCUUGGCAGUAACUCCACUCCUGGCUGCCUACUACCAGAAACAGGGCCUGGCACUGGACGGCAAACUCAAGCACGAAGGCACCAAUCUGGCCUCUAGCACAAUUCUUCAACCUGGAAUGAAAAAGGAGCUUCUGGGGAUCCUGGUAUCCUACAAAGUUAGAGUCAACCUAAUGGUGUCCUAUGUGGGGGGUAAGUGAAGGUUUCCAGUUGGUCUGGGCAAGGGUAGAUAGGAUGCCUAGGUUUUCAGGGGACAUAUAGGUGAGGGGAGACCCAGGGGAAAAAAAAAGGAGGGAGAAGAGCAAAGAAAUUUCCUCACGGGACUGCAUAGCCACUUAUGAGCCAUUUUGCGUUCCUCUCCAUCCUUGCCAAGGUGGCUACCAGGUAAGUCAGUAUGAGGCUUGGAAGCCUAUCCCACCCCCUUGCCUACUGCUGUUUUAUGAUGGAAUUUUUAAAAGCUUCCUCUAAGUGUCGCUUUCAAGACUGAACCGGAAGCAUGAUCUA